AUGCAAAACGCCCCGGACAUCGCCGCAUCUAUUCAUUCCCGGGCCGUCGUCUCGGCGCACGCAUUAGCCGCGCGGGCGCCCGCCGCGUCGAGGAGACAGGAUAAGCUCCUGAAGGAUGCCUCCUAUUUGAAGACGCGUGGUAAGGGGAAACCGCCUCGCCACUGUAGGGACAGAAGGGUUUUUCCUAAAGGCCAGCACGCGGCAAAGGGAGACACGAGGCUUUGGGAUUCUCCGAUCUUAAGGAACGGACACUCAAACCUCAUGCAACCAAAGGGCACUGCGGGAGCGGCCCUCGAGUAUGUAAGGGAUCUCGUGCAGCUGCACAAAACUUGUCGCCACGAAGAUGCCUCGGCGAGCAGGGCACGACUUCGUGUCCUUGGCGAUGCUGUGUGCGGCUGCGACACGCAGCCGAUUCUCAAUCGGGAUCCUGCGAUUGAGGCAAACCAUCUCUUGUGUGACAUCCGGUCACGGAAGCUUGGCUUUUGGCGAAGAUACCUGUUUGGGAAAACCCGUCAAGGCGACGCGUUAUGCAGGGGUGGGGGUGGGGGGAUACGGAUCUCGCAGACAACGGAACCGAAGCCACGCCGCGCUGAACCACGCCACAGGCCCGACGUACCCCGCACGGUGGAUUGGAAAGCACAUAGUUCGAAUUCUGUGCAAGGAUUAAUCGACGUGGGUAGAUUACUCGCGCCGACAGUCCCCUUAGCUAAAAAGGGUUUGCCCGCUUCGCCCCGCGCUCCGAGCCACAGUGCGUCGCCGUCUCCGCGCGCCGCGGCGCCCUUAAAUCUCAGGCGGAACGCACCGCGCGCACAUUUAAUUACGGAGAACAAAGCGAGCGACCCCGCGAGGGCGCGACGCGGCCGCGGGCGGGAGAGGGGGGAGGUGGACGAGAGGGUGGAAGCCGGAUCGGAGCGGAGCGGAGCGUGCGAUGAAGGCCCCCUGGGGAGGACAUAUAGUACGCACGGCGGCGAGCGAGAGGGGGUAGCCCCGGGGGCAGUCGGGGGCGACGCGGGGGCGCGUAAAUUACGCCAAUUACGCGGAGCGGAGCGGGGAACGGGAACCGGGGCGGGGCCGAGCGGGCGGGCCCCGCCGCUGAGUUAUCGCGAACUUAAUUCGCGCGAGCGCGGCCGGGCAUUUGCAACGAAGCGGCGCCGAUACGCGCGCCGCGCCGCGCCGCAGAGAGACCAAUCCGCGAGUCCGCCGCCGGGGAAGCGGAAGGGGCAGGAGGCGGGGCGGGAAAUGGCGGAGCGACGUGUGACGGAUAAAGAAAGAAGGUGUGUCGAGGUAAAGAGUAUUGUAUGGCAAAUGGAAAGAGGCAACGAUGGACAAUGCGUGGAAGAUAAAGAGCGAGGCUUUGCAGCUACAAAGCAACGUGCGUCGUGGAAAAAAAGUUUUGUGGUAGAGAGCAAGUUAUGGCUGAGAGCAAAAUUGAUGCGAUACAGAGCAACGUGUAGCAGAUGGAAAAUUGUGGUGGUCAACUUAUGUAGAGACCAAGAUAUGGCGGUUAUCAUGGUGUGGCGAAAUGAAGAUGGGGUGGAUAGAAAACAAUAUGUUGCAGGUAGAGAGCGAAACGUGUCGGGUAAAGCGAAAGACGAGACGGAUGAAAAUAAGUUAUGGGGAAGGCGAGAUGUUAGAAAUAAUGUAUCGCGAUAUGUGACGUACAAUCCGCGCAAGGCGGCUUCAGGAGGCGACGGCGGCUGCGGCGAGAGGUCGUCGGGGGUUCGCGCUCCGGAAUAA
This is a messenger RNA of Gryllus bimaculatus (two-spotted cricket), 1737 nucleotides long. The record is from the annotation of a GenBank genome assembly. Lineage: Eukaryota; Metazoa; Arthropoda; Insecta; Orthoptera; Gryllidae.